Molecule: messenger RNA, 873 nt
Organism: Moneuplotes crassus
Lineage: Eukaryota; Ciliophora; Spirotrichea; Euplotida; Euplotidae
Source: the annotation of a GenBank genome assembly
CUCAAAAUGGAAAAUACUCAGAUGGAUCUUAAUGAAGCUAAGCAUGUUGGAAAGGAUCAGAAGGAAAAACAAAUUCUCUCCGAAGAAAUUAAUGAGAAUGAGAAUAUCUAUCUGAAACUAGGAUCUUCAAAGAUAUCAAAGGUACAUUUUAGAGGAGCUGGUAAAGCAUUAUAUUUAUGGUCUGGAAACAAAUACUUCACUGAUAAUCUCAAAUAUUAUAAAAACAAAGAACAAAUUUCAUCUGAAAUUCAAGCUCAACAUGGAUACGGGAUGCCAAAACACUUUAAAGCUUAUGAAAUUUCCAGAGCAUGCUUACAAAAUGCAUUUUAUUCUAAUAGUGAGAUGUUUGCUUUUCUAGAUAAUCCCAGACAAGUCCAAAUCGGAAAUGAAUUUAAUGGCUUUUUAAACUUAAAUGAAAAAUUCUACAAGAUGCUUGUUUAUAAAACCCUAAGCAUGUGACUCGAGUCAAUCAAUAUUUCAAAACUAAUUCUGACAAAAAGAGAUAUUUCCAAAAUCUUAAUCUGUGGGAGACAUUUACAAGCUACUAACUUCAACAGUUGCAUAAUUCCUUCCCAAAAAUAUCCACAAAACUUUAAUAAUUAUGUGACUCAGACUAAUCUAAAGGUAGUGAAUUUUAUAGAUUGUGCUAGUUCAGAAGGGUCAGAUAUUGGUUCAUGCAAGAAGAUGAUUUGUAGCAUUAUGAAGGGAAUCUUAAACACUGAAUUAGUUAAUCUUAUGGAAUGUGUCACUUUUACUGGUGCUCCACUUGAAAUUAAAGCUCAGGAGUUGGGAGAGGAGCUUGGAAGUAAGGGAGUGAAGGGUUGAUGGAAGUACGACCAGAGAUUGAUUUAUUUUGAUUUGGGGCCUUCUUAA